AUGGUGCCAUUUAAUGACAUGGCAGAGAGUGAAAGUUACAGAGAAAAACACACGCCCAUCAAAGGAAUUAAAGCUAAACCUGCAGAUCUAGAUCAAAGUACUAGUAAAGUAUUUCAAAAACCUAAAAAGCCAAAUGUUGAAAAGUUUGGCCCCAGCAUUUCAAAUAACCGCUUGCAAUACUCUGGGGAUAUAACAAACAAAGGCAAUUUGCUUCCGGACGAUAAACUUGAUAACUCUGGUCAAAAGAGCUUAACCGAUUCCCCGUUGAAUACUUCUUCGAAUAGGUUAAGAUUUCGUAAUGAACAUAUAAAAGCCAGGAAACGCAAAAAGAUGGUCGUUACUGAGCGCUCAAAGCACAGAGGUCGUCACAGGGGUGGGAGAAAAACUCGACUGUAUAUCGGCGGCUUGUUUGAACUGUCGGGAAGCGAACACGAGGCCAACGGAAGGUCGGAACUCGACGCUGCCCUUUUAGCCGUACAGCACGUGAAUUCGAUGCACGUGAUUCCCGGAUAUGAACUGGAACUUCUGUACAACGACACGAAGUGCGAUCCAGGUACUGGGACAAAUGCCUUUUACGACCUCAUAUACCGGAAGCCUCGAAUGCUCAUGGUCAUGGGCAGCGCAUGCGUGGAAGUCACAAAGACCAUCGCUGAAAUUGUUCCAAACUGGAAUCUUAUUUUGAUUUCGUAUGCCACCACAUCACCGGCGCUCAGCGAGCGAGAGAAAUACACGACGUUCUUUCGUCUAGCGCCAGCAGACUCCUCGCUCAACCCAGCUCGGCGCAUGUUCAUCCAGUACUUCCGGUGGGAUACGGUAGCCAUUCUUUAUGAAGAAAAGGAAAUGUUCUCUUUGGCCGUUGAUGACAUCAGCGUGGAUCUGGCCAAUCACAACAUAUCACAACAAGCGGUACUGUCGUUCAAAACGGUGCACGAAAUUCCAGAGAAGAUGAAUCAACUACAGUAUAUAGAGCUUGACAUGCAUCAAAUUAAUACACCAUGUGGCAUACAAUUAGAUAUCAUAUUAUAUCGUACGAUAUAUCAUCAUUUUGUCUUUUCUAAUUUUCAGUCUUCUGAUCUGAGAAUAAUUAUCGCUGCGUUCUCCGAGUCUGCUGCGAGGCAAGUGUUCUGUGAGGUUUGUUUUCAUUUACAAGAAUGUCUUCUUUCAUUAAGCAGUUUGACAAGGAACAGCUCCAGCUGUAGUGCUUACCGCCUUAGGAUGUUCGGUCCGCGGUUUGUGUGGAUCCUGUGUGGCGGCAUCCUCGACAAAUGGUGGCUGGAGAACGGCAACGCCAGCUGCCCGCGCGACGAGCUGAGGGCCGCUACAGAGGGUGUCAUCAUCGUGUCCAGCCUCAACAAACUGAUGGGCGACGAGAGAUCCGUCGACAACAUGAACUACUCUGAGUUUCUGAGCAUCUACUCACGGUCUAAUGGCUCACAGCCGCUGAGUACUCACGCCACGACGACGUACGACACGGUGUGGACGAUGGCGCUGACCAUCAAGAAGACGCUGCAGCACAGGAGGGAGACGUUCGUGGAGUUACCGGACCUGAACCAGCUCAACUACACCGAGAUGGCGCCAGUCAGGGAUCACUUCUUUAACAUCAUCGAAAAACUCGACUUCCGCGGAGUCUCCGGUCCGGUGUCGUUCAAAGGUCCAGACAGAGAAAGCCGAGCCGUGGUGUAUCAGAACCAAGGCGGAAACCUGACGAUCAUCGCAAUACACGACCCUGACAGCGAGGAACUCAACUUUGCCUGUGAUCAGUGUCGAGAUCUCAUCUGGCAAGGCGGUCGUGUACCACGUGACAAGAAGCUGGUUCUGCACAGACAAAAGACGAUCGACCCGACCAUCUUCUACAUCGCCUGCGCGCUCUGUGUGUUCGGCAUCAUCCUCGCCGUCUGCUUCCUCAGUUACAACCUCCACCACCGGAAGUUGAGGUACAUCAAGCUCUCGAGUCCGAAGCUGAACAACGUGGCGGUGAUCGGCUGCAUCCUCGUCUACACCGCCGUCAUCGUGCUCGGCCUCGAUGACCACACCCUCGGCUGGGACUUUUACCCUCUCAUCUGCUCGACGAGGGCAUUUCUCCUAGCAGCUGGAUUCUCUCUUUCGUUUGGAGCCAUGUUUGCGAAAACUUACCGCGUCCACCAAAUAUUCACCAGAGCCAACAGCGGGCUUGUCAAAAGUAAACUGCUGAGGGACAAACACCUGCUAUUCAUCAUCGGUGUUCUGCUGAUGGUCGACUCGGGUAUCGUGAUCGUCUGGGUGAUCGUCGACCCCAUGGAGCCCAAGAUCACCAACCUCACUGAAGAGGCCCCAGACGACGAAGAUAUACUGCUUGUUCACCAGCUGACCACGUGUUACUCGCACCACCUACAGAAGUGGCUAGGCGUCUUCUACGUCUACAAGGGGCUGCUGCUGGUGUUCGGGGUGUACAUGGCCUGGGAGACGCGCAGUGUCAAGAUCCCGGCCCUCAACGACUCGCAGUACAUAGGACUGAACGUCUACAACGUCGUCAUCAUGAGCCUCAGCGUCGUGGUGCUGUCCAAUAUCCUCGACAAUCAGCCAACGCGAGCCUACACCAUGGAAUCUAUCUUCAUGUUCCUGUCCACUACCGUCACGUUGUGUCUGCUUUUUGUACCAAAAAUUUAUGUGAUCGUUUCUUCUAAAGGGAACCCUAUUAUCGCCACUUCCGGCAUACUGGUGGAGGCCAACACUCGAAGAUUUGUAUUUGAUGACAAGAAAGAAAUCUAUUACAGAGCCGAGGUCCAAAACCGCGUGUACAAACGGGAACUGGUCGAGGUGAGAAUAGGAGAUAUGUUUAGGCAGGGCAGUACCAAGCCUACAAUAAAUAACGAGGGUGGAGUGGGAACAUAG
Molecule: messenger RNA, 2871 nt
Organism: Gigantopelta aegis
Lineage: Eukaryota; Metazoa; Mollusca; Gastropoda; Neomphalida; Peltospiridae
Product: gamma-aminobutyric acid type B receptor subunit 1-like
Exons: 15
Coding region: 1-2871 (956 amino acids)
Biological process (GO): G protein-coupled receptor signaling pathway; gamma-aminobutyric acid signaling pathway
Cellular component (GO): membrane; G protein-coupled receptor heterodimeric complex
Molecular function (GO): G protein-coupled GABA receptor activity
Source: RefSeq, a predicted model, not a curated record